This is a messenger RNA of Peronospora belbahrii, 327 nucleotides long. The record is from the annotation of a GenBank genome assembly. NCBI's taxonomy places the organism in Eukaryota, Oomycota, Peronosporomycetes, Peronosporales, Peronosporaceae.
AUGGGUUUUCAACUUGACACAAUCAAGGCCGGCGAUGGUGUUCAUUUUCCACAACAAGGUCAGACGGUCUCAGUCCAUUACGUUGGGACCUUAACAACUGGCUCCAAAUUUGAUUCCAGUCGUGAUCGUGGACGUCCAUUUCAAUUUCAAUUAGGUGCUGGUCAAGUCAUUCGUGGAUGGGAUGAAGGUGUUGCUAAGAUGAGUAAAGGUCAAGUUGCGAAACUGACAUUACCUCCUGAUUAUGCCUAUGGAAAACAAGGAUAUCCACCAGUCAUUCCACCUGAAGCGACGCUUAUUUUUGAAGUCGAGUUAUUGUCUUUUACUUAG